Messenger RNA from Eimeria maxima, 16983 nucleotides. RefSeq lists its product as hypothetical. The record is from RefSeq and is a predicted model, not a curated record. The transcript has 16 exons. NCBI's taxonomy places the organism in Eukaryota, Apicomplexa, Conoidasida, Eucoccidiorida, Eimeriidae. The annotation marks the transcript as partial.
AUGGAAGGGUUGACAAUAUCCCGUAGGCUCCUCACACUCAACGCCCAGUUGCGUUCUGCUCUGGCUGGUACGUCUGCUGAGGCAGCAGGCCCGUUGCAGCCAAACCAAUACGAGACUAUAUCAGACAUCCUCGAGGCCUGCAUUAAAGAUGUUGAGAAUCUGUUUUCUUGGGAACUACCGCUCCUUGGUGGUCGCCUUGGGGCCCCCCAUGGAGUCUCGUAUACCUUGGGGGACAAUUCAACCGCGACAACAGCAGCUCUUUGUAACGUGGUUCUGUCGAGUUCCGGUCUGAUCGCAACAGCUGCUGCUGCUGCGUUGCACAAGGAAGCCCCUCUUGUAACAUUAAAGAAACAGGCUUUGGAGCUGGGUCGCAUCGUUGUGCUCUCCUUGAGGCCUUUUGCUGCCUCUCACCAAGCAGACGCGUUAGCUGAGUUCACUGAGACAGUUCUAAAUCUCUUGGUCGUUGAUGCUUCACACAAAGUUAAACAAGCCGCUGCAAGGCUUCUGCGAUCGAUCUUCGCGCCCGAAACGGAGGGGAGCCCCCUGGGGGCCCCUCAGGGGGCCUUAAUGGAUAGGCUUUGGGGGAUUCCCUGGGCGCAUCUGCCUCUCCCAGCCGUUUCCUUAGAGCGCCUCCUGCGGCGUCUCUAUGAAGAACUGAGUGACAGUGGAAAGAGAGGGGGCGCGACAGUGCGCUCAGAGCUUCUUGUGCUGCUGGCUGCGCUGCUGAGCCGUCUGCGGGGUUACCCUAGCCUUUCUGCUCCUUGGCUGCAGCAGGUGCUGCAGCAAAUCGUUUGCCGCCUCCAACUCGCUCCAGGGGCCCCCGUGCUGAGUGCGACGGAGCUAUUGGGGGCCCUGGGGGCCCUCCGUGAGCUGCUGCUGGGGGCCACCUCAUCCAUGUCUGCUCUGCUGCCUUCUGAAGUGUGGGGGCGGCUGUACUCCUAUCUGGUAGUUGUAGGCACGCAAGGGGCUCCCGAGGCCUUCGACGGAUCCCCUGAGUAUAGAAGCCCCUUCAUGGUAGGUGACGGCGCGCCGCCGCAGCAGCAUCAGCCACAGCAACAGCAGUCUCUUCAAGCAGCAGCACUCUGCGUUCUUGCAGAGGGAGUGGAGACUCUUGUUUCCUGGGUUGAUCGAGACAUCGCUCGCGAGUUCAGCGAGACGCUGGAAGAGGCACAACAGCCAGCCAGCACCACAUCCAAGCAGUCAUCUGCUUCCAGGGGACCCGCCACCAGCGGCAGCAGGAAGAAGAGGGUUCUAAAGAAGAGAGGGACCUUGCUGGAGCGGCUUCUGGCGCUGACGGCCUCCUCACAUGCGCCUGUCUCCAACGCAGCCAGGAGGGCGCUGUUGUGUAUAGUGACAAAGCUGAGCAGCAGCUGUAUAGGCAGUUCUUACACGAUCGCCAGCAAGAGCAGCAAUUCUUACAAAAAGUUCGAGGGGAACCUCAUGACAACUGAGUCACUGGCUUCCGCGGACGGGGCAGCCACUGGAGCAUCAGUGCCAGUAGCCUGCGCUCCUUCUACCAGCAGCAGCAGCAGCAGCAGCAGCGUGGAAUGUUGGCUGCCCCUGCGGGCUUUUGGCUCCCGCGUAAUAUCAGAGUUGCUCGAGGCCUCUUUGCUUCCUCAGAAGGAUUUGGUGGGUUUGUCUGCAGGUUGGUGGCAGCAAUGUGGCAGCAGGGCCCAGCUUCUGCUCCCCUGUUUGCUUCUUGUUGGUUGUCUUGAGGAGAGGCAGCAGCAAGGCAUUGCUGCUGCGAAGGCCUGCCUCCUCCUUGCAUGCGCCUGUUGCGGCCCUGAGUGGCAGCAGCAGCACGGUCCCUCUGUGGGGAAGCAGGCGCUGCAUCUCCUGGGAGCAGCAGGAGAGACACUUUGUCUGCUUUUGGGUGGGGAGACAUUUGGAGGGUCUGGUGGCUUUGGGGCUGUUGUUGCUGCUGCUGCUGCUUCAAACCGUUUUGAGGAGGCAGCAGCACACAAAAGACCUUGUGUGACUCCGCACCGCCACCUGCUGCAGAAGCGAGUUUUAGUAACAUCUCCAGAGACAGCAGGGCACGGAGAGGGACAAGGAGACCAGCUGGCGGCAAAGGGGACAGAGGGAGGGAGACAAACAACUCCCUUUAGACUUCCCGCUUUGCUGUGCCGGCUACUCCAGAAAGUUGCUGUCUCCUUAUUUCAAUUGCAUGCACAGGCUGGGGCCCUGCCGCAAGCGCUGCUGCCAAAAGCUGCAACAGCUAUCAACAGCGGAAUCCGCGCCUUGCUGUUAGCAGCAGCUUCAGACAAUGCUGCCGCAGCAGCAUCUGCUGCUGCUGCUGUGGGACCCGCAGGCGGCUCUGACUCCGGCAGACCCGAAGAGGCGGAAGAGACAGAGGGGACAGGAAAGGAGACAAGAGCAGAGACAGAGGAGACAGGGUCAGACCGCCACGGCGGGGCCCCAAUGGCUGCCUUGAGAGCUAUUGUUCAGCAGACGCUAUCUCUAGCGUUUACAGAAGAAAAGGAACUGCAAACACCACCAGCUGUUUCCGUGGGUCUUCUGUGGGGAGCUGUCUUGGGGAUUGAUGGAGACAGAAACAAAUGGAUAGGGGGCAGCCCGUCCCCAGGCGCAGGCAGCAGCAGGAAUAGCAGCAGCAGGAUUUUACGGGAGAAACGGCCACUGGGAGAGACAGUCGAACUACCUCCUGUGGUUGGACAUGCGUUCUCUCCUGCUGGCAGUAGCUGUUGUUUACCUCUGUGCAGCUGUAUCUUAGAAGAAGUGUUUUCCUGUCUGUCCCUUGGGAUGCUCCCCACAAAUGCGCAGAAAAAGGAGACAGCGAGCAGCCUGCGGGCAGUAGCGCGGGCGCUGCUGCUGUCACCUGAAGGCGGAACAGCAGAAGAGACUGUUGCUGCUUGUCUCCUGCUACAGCUGCACGAUGAGGACUUUUACACCUUUGCAACCGCAACACAGCAGCAAACGAAGAAAGACAUUGCAGCAUCGCAUGCUGCUGCUGCUGCAGCGGCAGCAACAGAAGCGUCAGCUGUUGCUACUGCCGACACUGGGGACUGUGGGAGGGAUGCUGCUGACGAGGCCAAAAGCCUUGCUGCACUGGCCUUGAGCGUAUCAGGUACAGUGUCUCUACAGGUUCUGCUGCAGCGCCUGGCGAUUUGUCUCUGCCAGAUAUUCUCAGUAUCUCCACAGACAUGCCGUCUGCUUCGACUUGAACAGGUAACUGUCGCUGCCACACUGCUGCAGUCGGCGCUGCUGCGGCCCUCAGCACCGCCGGGGCUGUUGGCGCUGUUGCACGCGCUGAGGCCUUUUGUGGAGGCUUGGGGGGCAGAAGGAGACACUUCAAGAGCAAUAAAAGGAAAAACUUUAGAAGCAGCGAAAGGAGACAGUCCCGGAGCAUUCGGGCAGCGGCCGUUGUUUCCUUACGACAGACAACGCGCCCAGACAGCCGCCAGCACCACCCAGGGGAGCUGCAGCAGCAGAAGCGUCUGCACCAGGAGCAGUUGCUGCUGCUGCUACUGCUCCAGCUACCGGGGCUGCGUGUCACCUGACAGCAACAGCGCCCCCACCUUAGGGAGAGCACGUGCAGCCCUUUCCAGGACACUACUGCUGGUGGAAGCAGCAAUGCCUUCUCUCGAUGCAGAAACAGCUGCAGCUGCUGCUGCACUGCUGCUGGCUGCCCCAGACAGCUUCCUGUUCUCUAGGCCUGUCCUCUUUCAACGGACGGUAAAAAUGGCGCUGCUGCUGGGGAAGACGCAACUGCAGCUCGCGGCUGCCGCAGUCGCUACUCUCCACCGAUGGCUGCACCAGCAUCAGCAGGAGCAGCAGCGGCAGGAGCAGCCGGAAAAGGCGUCUUGGGGAGAGGACUUGCUGCAGGAAGUUCUGCCGUUGCUGCGUCCUUUUCUUUUGGUUCCUGGGGGGGUUGAGAGUGCGCGCGUUUCUGUUAUUGAGGCGCUGCUGCGCUCGCCCAGAGGCUCUGGGGUGUAUAGACAGCUUGGCGUGUCACGACAGCAUUUGCAGUUGGCUUGGACUGGGAUGGGCUCCUUUUCUUUUCCGUCAUCUUCUUCUUUGGGCGAUCCUUCAGAGGCUGCCUCAAGUACAUCCCCGGCCGGCUGCUGCUGGGGCCCCCUUGGGGUGUCUCUUCGGCAGUCUGUACUGUUGCUGCUUGCAGAUGUGGGACCUCGGGCCUCUAUGCAUAUCGUGAAACGCCCAGCCUGUCUGCUGCCAGCGUCUGUCUCCGCAGCCCUUUUGAUGCACUAUGCUGAGGCGUGGCUGGAGGGAGAUGCUUUCAAAGGGGACCCUCGAGUGUCUCCUGCUGCCUUUUUGCGGCUGUGUUUGCCUUUGACAUCCCCAGAGAACGCAGCCGCACCAGCAAGCCCUCAACUCUGCCUCUCGCUUGGGGGAGACAGUUUAGCGUUGCUUGCAGCAAAUGCCGCCUUAGAAGCAACAAGCAGACAGGAGAGAGCAUCUCUCUGUCAAUUGCUGGCCGCUCUCCUCCGCUCCAUAACAACCAAGGCACUUGCUGGACUCAAAGCUCCUGCUGCUGCAGCUGCAGCUGUUGGCCUCUUUGGUGGCACUGGAGACAACAAGUGGGGGCCAGCUGAAGCAACACCACAGGCAGCUGCUGCUGUUGCAACUGCUGCAGCAGUUGCAACUGGAUCGCUCUACCGAGCAGUGCUGCCAUCUGUGCUGGAGUUGAUUGCUUCAAACGAUCCCGCACCAAGACAGGUCUUGUCCCUUGUGCUGCUGCAGCUUCAGCAAGUCUCUCUCGAUGUUGCUGUAGCCUCUCCAUAUGCGGCAUCGUCAUCACCACUUUCGGCGGUCGUGGAGACACUUGCAGAGGGCCUCGGGAGCCCCUUCGCAUCCCAACGUGCAGCAGCAGCAGCAGCUGCUGUAGCACUGAUAUGCAGGUUGCUGCGGCGGCUCAGCAUCGAGCAGCAGGCUGCUGGUGCUCCUGCUACUGCACCGUGGGCGGCUGCAGGUGCAUCUGCACCUCCUGCUGCUACUGCUGCGGCCGAGAAGUCCCUCGACACAGCGUUGUUGCAGCGACAGCGUGACAGGGAUUUGCGUCUGUUGCACCAUUUGCUGCAGCAGCUGCUGUUGCUGCCUGUGUGCCUGGGGUCUCCCUCUCGGCGCCAGGGGGGCCUGAUAGUGCUUCGGGCAGUGCUACCUCUAGGAUUCCGCAGCAGCGCCUGCGGCAGAACGCAAGGCCUCCUGGAGGAGACAGCCGAAAGGGUCUUUUUCGGCCUCCUCAGGGCCCUACCUAAGCCUGUACAGGACACGGAUGCAGCGGAUACACAUACCAGCAGCAGCAACAGCUGCUGCUACACAAACUGCAGCAGCAGCUGCUGCUGCUGUGGUUCUGAUUUAUUUGAAUUGGAGGAAAGAGGAGACCUGAGAGACCCUAGAGAGGCCCUAGAGGUGCAGCAGUGCCUGCAAGCAAUAACAGUCACUGGGCAGUGUCUCCUUCAGACACACAGGGCUGUCUGCCUAGACAAUGGAGACGCAGAAGGCGAUACAGCGGCAGAUGCAGCAGCAGAUGCAGCUACAGCAGCCACCACACCAGCAGCAGAAGGGAGACAUGGGAAUCUCAAACAGGCUGCAGCAAUCCAGGCGGAAAGGAGACACCGCGUGUUGCUGCAGGGACAACGCAUGAUGGAACAUCUUAGGCCCUUCGCCUUGUUCUCUGGCGAUCAACUGACACGCAGCGUCUGCCGUUCCCUUCUGCUGCAGCUCACAGGGAACCUACAGGCAGGAGGAUCAUCCUCAGCACCAGAAACUGCUGCUGGUUCUGCUGCUGCAUCUGGCGCUGCUUCUUCUGCUGGGCAAAUGCAUGCAGCUGCAUGCGGCUGGGCUAUUCAAGCAGUCAAAGAGAUUGGAAGACGGCUAGAGGUAGUGCUCCAGCACCUUCAAUGCCCGGGUGCCCUUGGUGGCCUUUCUGCUGCCGGCAUAAAUCAACGGGCGUGGGCGGCGUGUCUGCUGCUGGACAGCCUUUUGUUUGUGGGGCAGACGUCUGGGGCUGCAUGCGCUUGUCUCUUUGGAGACUGCAGAAUCCGGCAGUCUUUACAGAAGGUUCUCGAGUUUGUCUGGCUGGGCUCAGAGACACCCAACGGGAGGCGCAUUCCAAACCAAUCAGCAUUAGAGGCCCUCGCGGAGACUGUGCUCCAGCUCUGUCUCCUCCGAUAUCCACAAUACAAACAACACGAAAAGGUAGACAGCCACAAGGUGGAGAAAGGGAAGCAAAAGGAGGCGGGCAACCACCAUGAUACAAUAGAGAUGCAAAGGGAGGAGACAGAUGAGGAUACUGGGCGCCUUCUGUUGAUGACUCUUGUAGACCCUCAACAGGGUCACUUGGGUGUUGCAGAAGAGAUAAAAGGAGAGGGAAAGGAGACAGAAAGAGACAGAGACGAGACACGAGGCGACGGGGAGAGGACGGAAGGAGACAGAAAGCUGACAAAGGCAAGUCUGGGGACUUCUUUCUUCUUCUUCUUGGUUAACCCAUCUGCCAAAGGGUUUAGCCCAAAUGGGAGCAGAAGAGACCGCAUCCAGCGCCUCGUCGUCUUGCUGCUCAAGAUCAUCUGCCCCCCGUCCCCUCAAUCAGCAUCAGCUACAACAGCAACAGCAGCAGCACCGGAAGCACGGAAGAUAGCAGCGGGUGUGUGGGAAGCGGACAGAAUCACCCAGAGAUGCAUCGCUGCCCUCGGGAAGAGCUGGCAGCAGAGAGGAGACAGAACGAAGGGACUUGUGCUUGAUUUAAAAAGAAUCCCCUGGGGUGUCGUCUCCUCUCUGCUGCUCCCCUGCCUACGGGAACCAAGGACAGAGACCGAGCGGGAGACUGCUGCUUCUCUUGUUGCAAUUCUUGCUGCAUUUGUCCAGGGAAUUGAAGCCAUAGAGGCGCUCUAUGGUAGUCAUUACCUGGUGCAUGCAGAGACAGGCGAGUUUCUGCUGCUGUCGGGGACGGCCCCUGCUGCAGCAGCAACUGCUGCUGUUGCUGCCGCUGCGGGCUUGCUUUGCAGGCCAGAUCAGCAAGGGAAGCUUGGGAGGAGCCUGCUGUUUAGCGUGGAGGAGGAGACAGGAGGGGACACCUUCAGCCUCCCACAAGGAGGAGACGGCACACAAACACAAGCAUUAGCCUCCUGGCUGCUGCGACUGGCGUUACUACUACUGCGCUGCUCCAUCGUGUCUUCAAUAGAUCUAAAAGGCCCAAAGGGCCUUGUAGCGGCAGCAACAGCAAGAGAAACCCACACAACUGCAUCAUCAUCAGCAGCAACAGCAUCAAGGGGAGGAGUGCCAACAGAACGUCCCACUGCAGCAGACACAGCAAAUAGGGCAUUACCAGGGACAGGACUAGAGGCAUCUGGAGCACCAGCAACACCAGCCUCAGCAACGGCAGCUGGGGCACAAGCAGCAGCAACUGGUGCCUCUGUGAGAGAGGAGGUAAAGGCCAUCCUGGGGAUCGUCUCCUUCCCGCUCCACCUCCUGAUUGGUGAUGUGGGCCGACGGGAGGUUGUGGGGUGGGGGGGAAGGGACAGGGAGGAGACAGCUGAUGUUGCAAAUUCGCUUUUAGAGACACUUUGGAUUCUGCGCUAUCACCUUUUCCUGUCUCCUCAAGCCCAGCUUCUUCCCCAGUACAGCUGUCUCCUACGGCUGCUUGCAGCUCUAGUCAGGCGGCACACCGAGGUUCAUCAUCUUCUUGGUGAGCCCCCUGCUGCAGAAGUGCCUGCGGCAGCAGCAGCAACAGCAGCAGAAGCAGCAGCAAAGGCAUCAACUAUGACAGCGACUGAAGGUGAAAGCAGCAACACUCGGCGAGGACAGCUGCAGGAGCAGCUUCUGCUACACCUGCUGCUGGAUGCCUUCCAGCUUUGGGGUCCCUUAGAAGCAGAAGAGGGGCCUCAGGAACAGCAGCAGUUGCUCUUAGGGGCUCGCGCUUUCGUCUCGUACGCUGCUCCACAAACAGCAGCAGCAGCAGCAGCAUCACCACCACCAGCACUAAAGCCUGCAUUGACCCCUCAUAUGCUGGCCCACGCCUCUGCACUGUCAGAUUUAUUGCUAGCAGUGUCUUAUUGGGAGGCCUUCAUAAGGGCGCUGCCAUUCAGAAGUAAUUGCCUCGUCUUCUUAGCAGCAGCAACGGCGCAGCUGCUAGCGGCGGAGUCUCCCAUUGCAGCAAGAGUUAAGGCAGCAGCGUUAGAAGGCGGAUACACUGCAUUGCUGCUCACAGACAUCCUACACGAGGCAACUCUCCAAGCAGCGCCUCCUGCUGCUGUUGUUGUUACUGCUGCUGCUGCCGGUGCUGCUGUGGGCACCGCGGCUGUUGAUAUAUCCACAACCAUGCAGCCGGUAUACGUGGGAACCAAGAGACAGGAUGCUCUGCACCAACACAUGUUGCAGCAGCAGCAGCAUGGCGAGCUGCGGGGAGAGCAGCAACAGGCUACUGAAGAGGGACAAUCUGUGGGGACACGACGGCGUUUGCUAUGUAAUGCGAUGGAGAUAUGCAGCGAUGCAGUUAACGCCCUCGCAGCUUCUUCUUUUGCUCUAUCUUUCUCGGACUUUGGAGCCCUUCCUAGCAGCAUCCACGAGGGUUAUGCAGCAACAGAAGCACCAGCAGCAACACCUGCUGCAGCUGUUGAAGGAACUGAGGCACAGAACUGCGCAGUGCUGCUACACGCGCUUCUGGCGGCGGUUCUUCGUGCAUUUGCUGCAGCAGCAAGGCUGUGCGAGGCAGAAUCAUGCUCAGAAGGUGACAGUGUCCUUAAGAAGUUUGAAGGUCGAGAGGCAGCAGAUCAGGCAGCAAGACGGCGAACACAGUCUGCCGCUGCUACUGCUGCUACCGCAGCAGAAGACCGGCGACCGCUGCAUGCUUUGUCUCUGUGCCUGUCACAUCUCCACGAUAUCCUGAGAGAGAAACAUAAUGGCCUCUUGGGUGUCUUGAAGACGUUCUUGCCUUCAAUUGUUUAUGUCUGCAGCAAGCGCGGCUGCCGUCGCUUGCAGCUCUUCGUUCUGUCUCAUUGUUUCUCUCGUCUCCUUGCGGAUGCUACAGCACACAGCUGCCUAGACACCGCACGCAGCACCCCACAAAAAGCUGCACGGCAGCUCUUGGGGGGACUCGCAGCCACACGGAGGGGACGCCCACUGCUGGGGCCCUCCUUAAGCAGACACAUAGGCCUCCCGCUGCUGCGUGCUGCUGGCAGGGCUGCAGCAGCAGAAGCAACAGCAGCAACAGCAGGAACGACAACAACAGCACCAGAUGCAGCAGAUGCAGCAGAAGCAGGAGAUGAUGGGUCGGGCUUCUUUUGUGAGGUUUGGAAUCUCCUUUGGAGUCCCCUCCUGCAGCUAGUCUCCCCUCCGUGGGCGGGCUUUUUUCCAGGGCUGAGCAAACCAGGUGUACAUACACCUCGGGAGCCGGAGGGUGAUCUUGAGGCCGCAGUCUGUUUGCUGCAGAUCUUCGUCGCUGCGUGCAGUCUCCUUGAAUGUCUCUUCUUAGUAACGCCUUUGGAUGUGUUAAAGGGGAGAGUGAUUCCUUUGCUGCAGCAACAGCGGCAGAUGCAGGCGCAGCAGCAGCAGCAGCAGCAGCAGCAGCAAAGCAGUGGUAGGGGCGAUAUGGAGACAAAAUCCCCAGGGUUUUCUGCUGCUCCUCGUCCUGCAGGGUUUGUUCUGACGCGUGAAACCAUCGCAGCUGUCUCCUCUUCCCUGAGGACCCUUGUCAAUGACUUCGAUUUAACCAGACGUCCUAAGAACCUCUGGGGCGACUCACAAGAGGCAAUAGCAGCAACAGUAGGGGGGAGAGACUCUGCUGCUGCUGAUGGUGAAGGGUUGGGUAUUGCUGAUUGGCGGUCUAAGGCGUUCAAGAAGUGGCUUUGGAAAGGGCGCAUUGGGGCCUACAGCUGCUUAAGCGCUGCUGUCUGCAGCACACAAACAAACGUCUCUGUGCACCUCUCCCUGUUGACUGGGCAGGCCUCGGGGCUGCAUGCGCUCGUAGACGGCGAUCUUCUGGUGUAUGCGCAGCUCAUGGGGCAGCAGAAAGACGAUGCGCUGCCCCUGUGGGGCCCACCGAAGCGGCUCCCGACCCAAGCUGAGCAACCCCAGGAUCGGGGACCGUCUCCCGCCACCAUCGCCCGCUCGGGGAUCGACUGGAAUCGGGUUGGGGAGCCGGGCCUUGUGGGGUCUCUGGAGGAGACAACAGGCGCCUCUCCUUCUCUCGUCUCCUCCCUCGGUGCUGCUGCUGUUGUCUUCACUAACAGACAGCUCAAUGCCUCUACCGUAUCUUCGGAGAAACAGCGAACAAGGGAAACUGCUACAGGGCUGUUGCUGCAGCAGCUGCAGCAACUGCAACAGCAGCAGUCUCUGAGGCCCUCGUUGAGUCAAGUAGUGCAUGCAGCCACCCAGACGCUGCAGAGCGGCAGCCUUGGGGCCCUACAUUGGCUGCGCAGUCUGUCCCAAGCCCCCGCCCUCUCGCCAGCCUUUGCUGCUGCAGAGGAAGGCCGAAUCGGCGCUGCACAAUCAGCAGCAGCAGCAGCCAGAAACAGCACCAGAACCGUCAGGGGGCUCCAGUUUGAGGGCAACACUACGCAGCAACAGGUAGAGCGACUUCUCUCAGGGCGACAUGCAGCACCUUUGGAAGAAAGACUGCCCAACGGUCCACCGUACGACGACGCGGUAGGCCGAGCACCUUUGCUGCAGCAGCUGCUUCGGCUAAUCGACUGCUGGUGCCUCCGCUUCAGCCAAGAGUGGGGGACUUCGGCUGCUGCUGCAACUGGGGAGAAGCCUCUGGGACUGCCAUCAUUGAUGGAGGCCCUUGUGCGCUACUGCAGUCCCCGAGCGGGUGCACCAGCAGGAGCAGCAGCAGGAGCAGCGGGAGCAGCGGGAGCCGCGGGAGCAGCAGGACUAGCCGUUGCAGCAGGAAGUGAGGAAGGGGACCGCGUGUGGGCCUUCAGGCUGGUGCUGCUGCGAGCGUUGCUGCAGCGGGCGCAGCAGCUGCGGCCGCUAGCAGAGAGGGGAUUGUUAGACUUUGUAGCGGAGACAGUUGGAGACAGGCGAAUGGCUGCUGCAAAGAGAUUGCACUACUGGCUGAGGCUUAAUCUGAUGCUCGUUGGAGCUUUGCUAGAGCGAGUCCACUUGCUUCUUGAAGGACAAAAGCCGUCGCAUGCACCUGUCUCCUCAGCCUCUGGUGUCUCUUCUCUUUCCUCUGUCUCCUCGGGGGAUUCUUCGCUGCCGCUGCUGCAGCUGCCGCUGCUUCCUUUCUUCUCCUACGAGAGCAUCCGCAGCGUAGACGAGACACUUCGUUUUCGGGUCGGCGGCCUUGCGAUUCUAGAGUGUCUCUGUCUCCUUGAAAGGAGACACCUGUCAGCACUUCAUCUCCAAGGGGGAUCCUACACCCGAACCCUCUGCAACAAGAACCUCUUGCUAGCCGUCUCCAGAGGCCUUUUCUUCCCUGUCACAACACUAGCAGUGCAGUGUGCUGCUGCCUGCUGCAGUCUCUUGAAGGUGUUUCCGCUGCAGCUUGCGGAGAAGGAGAUAGGUGACAGCAGAGAUGAACGGAAGUCAUCAUCACCUAGGAGGGUGCCCCUAGACCCCACAGGUCAGGCCCCAGCAGUCCCCAAGCGGCAGGAGACAGGGGGGCUCGCCUUUCUCAGAUCUUGCCACCGAAGGCUGCAGCAGUUGCAUGCAGCAGAGGAAGCAUCAGCAGCUCGAGGGAGGCCUCCACCUAUCUGCGGCUGUGUCUCGGUCGGGCCUCACCCUGGGCCCUCCGCUGCACGCAGCCCUGCAGGAGCUGCUGCAGGUGCUGAUACAAAUAAUGCUGCAGGAGACAGUGUAACUGGGGAGACAGGGGAUAUAGAGAAGCAAAAUCGAGACAGACAGAAGCUGCUGAUGUAUUCCUUCAAUUAUGAUGGACGCUACGCUGCGUGCGUUGCUGCCUUUGCGCGAGGCCAGCCCCUCUUCUUCUUGGGGGGGGAGGCCUCAGUGCCUCGCCUUGCCUUUUCUUCUUUCCUUAGUUUGCUGCGGGUGCUACUGAAUAGUUCCUCUGCUGCAGGCAGCAGUAGCAGCAGCAGUGCCUCCAAGCAGCAGCGGCGCUACGCACAAAGAGCAGCAAACCUACUUGCUGCUGCGCAAACGGUGUGCUGCUGCAGUGUCUCUCAGGAGGCCUCCAACGCACCAGGGGCUGCCGUCCUUACGGGGGCCUUCGGUGCAGCGCAGUCUCCAUUGAGCCCUUCCACUACAGCAACAGCAACAGCAGCAGCAGCAGCAGCAGGCGUGCAUGCGGACACCGUGCAGGAGUUGCUGCAGCAGUGGCAGGAGGAGUCUGUUGAUUUGCUGCUGCAUGCACUGGAGGGCCUGUGGGACGACCUGUUGAGUCCUGAGGGGAAGAAGAGUGUGUCAAAGUUGUGGCUGUGCUACAGAGACACUGCAGUACUCGGAGGGUCCCUGCAGCUGCUGCGGGAGCUUGUUAAGAAGAGGGGCCCCUCUGAGGGCCUUGGGGGCCCCCUUCAGGCUGUAUCCCGUCUCCUUAAAGGGCCCCCAGAAGAUACGGAGAUAAGAACGCAGCUCUUCGAGCUCUGCGUCUGUCUCAGGCGCCAUUCGUUGGCCUUUUCUGAGAGCCCGACGCUAUUGUCGUUUAUGUUAGGCCCAUUUCCUGGGGACUCUGCGUUGGAGAAGAGACAGCUUGACUAUUGGUUUGGGGGGGAGGAGGGAGGGCUGCCUGAGGCUCCCUCUACGAGGAUAAGCUUUUUAUUAUCUACGGGGCUUACAAAGGCUACUGCCAAGACACCCCACAUAUUGCGACUCCUUACUGCUGCUGUGUGCCACCGUCGGUCACAGAAGCGACCUUCGGGGGGACACGAGAUCCGGAGCGGGAUCGGGAUCGGGAGCGGGAUCGAUAUCGGGAGGAGCGCGAGUUCCUCCGCUUCUUAUGCUGUCGCAGGCCAGACCGCCACCUCCAGCCCACACAGCCUCUCCUCCACCUCCCUCGCUGCAUGCUUGUUGGCGUGUGGGGCCUCCCACACAUCCAAUACCGUGGGGAUUUCUGAUUUGCGAAGUGUUCUCCUAGGGGUUUCUUGGAAGGACGGGGAUCGGUUCCCAGACAGCAGCGGGGUUGGGGUCUCGAAGGAGACAGAGACUGUCUCUUUCUCCUAUUUGUCUCAAAGAGCUGCUUCUGUUGCUUCUCUGGCGGAGGGACAGCAGCCGCCAGCCAGGCAGCGCUUUUGGCUGGGCCCUUCCUGGAGGGGGGCCCCUCUGGGAGGCCCCCUACCUGCGAACGUUAGCAAAGGAGACAGCAGUGUAGAGGUGCCUCAUCGCGAGGCGGAGACAAUCCAGAUGGAGCCCCACACCUUAGAACUCAACACUCUGCUCAGAAGAGAGCCUCGAAAAGGGCCCCUUAGCCGUGCUGCUGCUGUAGCGAUGCAAGAGAGACGCAACCAACGAGGUGUACGUUUGCUUCAGCGGCACCUGAAUGCUCUCGCGGGCUGCGAGGAGACAGUUGUGCUGGAGAGGCCCCCAGAUGGCACCGAAGGAGACAGUCUAGAGAGCGGGGAGGGACAAGAGUUCCUGCUGCAGUUGCUUAACAGGGCCUGCCAGCUAAGUCCGUUCUUCAGCCAAGAGUUUCUGCUGUUGUUGCUGCAUGCCCACAAGGCCCCAGCAGGAGCGCGGGACCCUGCCUGCACCUGGGGGUCACUGGGAACAGCCGAGGACGUAGCAACAGCAGCAGCAGAUGUGCUGGGGCUGGGAGCAGCAGCAAGGGAAGCACUAGAACAAAGCUUAAGAGACAGCACGGGCACCGCAGAUCAACUUGGAGACAGUCCUUUCUUCUCCUUGCUGCAGCGUCUGACCCUGCACUCGCUGCUACUUUCCCCGCCAGCAUCGGCAACUGCAGCAACAACAGCAAUGGAAGCAACGGCCGAAGGGAGCCGCAUCUAUCCUACACGGUUGCUGGAGUUGGCUAGGAAGACAGAGACACUCGACGCUGCCCGGCCGCUGCUAGAGGAGUUAACCUGCAUGCAGCAGCGCGUGCUGCUUGGAGGCUUGGCGCAUCAGCAGAAUAAUCAGCAGCAGAAGGAAGAGGCAGGUAAGGCUGUCUGCAAGACGCUGCUUCCUUAUUUCAUCUCUCUAUUUCGGGUGUAUAGGGACCUCGGUGAGGCUGAGCUGCAGACAAGCACCCUGCAGCUCCUCUCCCUCUACCGGUGCGUCUCUUUAAAUACAGCAGAAGCUUUGCUGCAGCUCUACUCUGGGGGCCCCACCGACGCCCGCUUGUUGGCCCCUUCAGGGGGCACCCCAAAGUGGCAGAGACAGAUAUGCGCGGCAACGGCGGGGGAGGAGACACAGGAGGAGACUGAACAUGAGACCGACUUGAGGCCGCUGAUGCGGGAAGCAGAGCUGCAGGCGCUGCAGCGGAUGAUGCAGUGGGGAUCGCUAUUUGAGUUGGGGGCCCCUUUCCUUUGCAAUAGCAGCAACAGCAACAACAGCAGCAGGAGCCGAGGAGGCGAAGGAGGACUCAAUGCCCCUGCCCCAGUGGAGAGAGCUCGCGAGGAUACACUACUGCAGCACAGCAUGCAGGAAGAUGGGGGUUGCUUUCUUAGAGCUGCUGUUGGCCUUUUGCUGCAGCAGCAGCACUCUGCUGCUGAUUCCUCUCUAACAAAGCUAACCUUGCUGAUGAAUCCGCUGCAGGAGAGCCGCUCGUCUCCAUUAGGGGGGCCUUUGGGGCUAAGGGAGACAAUUGUUUAUCAGUUGUUGUCUCUGCAUGCAGCAACUCGUGGGCGCCUAUUGGAGGCCUCUCUGCUGGUGCAGAAGGGGGUUGCUGCUCUCUCACGCUUUGUAGCUGCUUGCUACUGCUACCCCUCAGCUUCCUCUGCUGGACUGCUGCUGCGCCCUGCCCUUUGCCGUCUCUCGCUGUCUCACUUCCUGAGCGACUGCCUCGCUGCAGCGCAUGCAUCCAGCCCACAACAGCAGCUGCAUGCAGUCUUGAUGCGAGAAGUGACAGCAGCCCCUAGAUCCACAAUGCAUUCAGGGGGCCCCCUCAUCUCUCGUUGUUUUGCAGGGGCGCCCCUGGAUGUGUGUCUGGACACCCUGUUCUCCGUGAUGACCUUUGCAGGGAUACUGCAACAGAAGCAGCAGCAGCAGAAUCAGGUGGGGGACCAGUGGGAAGGCUCUAGAAUUCCGGCAUCUCCUUUAGAUGCUGUGGAGAUAGCUGAGAGUCAAAAGAGGACAGAGGAGACACUCUCCUUGAUUCGCUGUUCCGCUGCAGCGCAUGCGGCGCGGCAGCUAGCCAAGCUCCCAGAUGGGCUAGGCACUGCCGCGCUGCUGCUGCAGGAUGUGCUGCAGCAGCAGCAGCAAAUGCUGUCUUUGAAGGAUCUUCCCCUGUUUUGUACAAUCAUUAAGCUGAAGCUUCGCGAGCUGCGUGUACACUCUGGUGGGGGCGGCAGCGCUGCGGCAAAAGCACAGCAGCUGCUGAGUCUACUGCAGCAACAGGAGCAGCAAUGUUGGCUGUCUGCUGCUUCCCGGGGUAUUGCAGCUUAUGGGGGUGGAGGCGAGGAGACAGCGGGUCUCCUCUUAAGUUUUCAGCUGGAGUGCCACAGUGUCGUGCUACGCGAGAUGCAGCGGAGCUCAGUCGCACGCAGCAGCACCAGCAACAGCAGCAGCAACAGUGCGGUCGUAUUGAGAGCGGCUGAGGAGGCGUUGAGGUGUGUAGGCAACGUCUGCAGUCUUCCAGAGUUCUGCAAUGCCAAUACCCCGGCAGCAGAGGGAGCAGCAACGGCAGCAAGAGGUGGAGCAGGAAUGGAAUAUGAGGCUGCACCAGCAAGCUUCCAGCAGCACAGUGGAACCGAGCCAACAGCUGCCGCUGCAGCAGCAGCAGCUGCUGCUGCCUUCUCUGACAGUGUGCAUACCCGGUCAAAGUAUCUCUGGCUGAGUGCUGUUGUUACAAGGCGAGUCCUUGCUGCGCUUGAGGAGGCAGCAGAGACGAAUACUGCAACAGCACCAGCAGCGGCAACAGCACCUCCUGCUGGUGCUGCCUCUGCUGCUGGUGCUGGCGCACUCCCAACCGGGGCCGCAACCCCCCACGAAACCGCAGCAGCAGCAUCAUCAGCAGCAGCUAGUACAGCAAUUCCUGCAGUGUCUUGGAUAUACUGCUGCUUGGUAGUGGAUUUGGCUGCUGUUGACGGCACUAGGAGCAAAUACAGCAGGCGCACCGUUGGUUUGCUGCCCGAAGUCCUGCUGCUGUGUGCAGAGGCUUCAGGUGCAUGCGUACCCUUAAGGCGCCGCGGCCCUGUCUUCCAUGGUCAUCCCUCUUCAACUACAGCAGAAGCAGCAGCAGCAGCAGCAACGGCAGCGUCAACAGCAGCAACAACAGCACCAACAGCAGCAGGAGCAUUAGGGUUUGCUCCUGAGCCUUUGAAUAUCCUUGAGCUGCGGCUGCGGAGACUAUUGAAUAAUAUCCCCUUGGAGACACUUAGGGCGUAUAUACCUCAGCUAUUAAAUUAUGUCUCCUUCGAUGUCUCCGGCUGUCUCUCUAAGGCCCUCCUCCCUAAGCUGCAGGAGUUUAUAGCAGCCGAACCUAAUGAGGCAGUGCAUGCGCUAGAGACGGCCAUCUCAACAGCUUUUCGCCGGGCACCAGCAAGUAGCAGAAGUGUUGCUGCUCCUGCAGGAACCGCAGCAGACCCUGCUGCUCCUGCUGCUAAGAAGCAAACUGCUCCUCUAGAAAUGUUGAAAAUGCUUCUGGGCCAGGCGCAGCGUCGAGCUCCCUUGGCAGCUCCGUUUGCUGCAGCAUGUCGCCUGCUGCAGCUGCCUGAGCAGCAGCUGCAGCAGGUCCUGCUGCAGCCGCUGCUGCAGCUGCUGGAGGAGGCAAUCGGAGACAGAGAGAUGCAACGCGGGGAAUUGCCUUUGGGAAAGGUGCUGUCUCCUGCUGCUGCUGCCCGUUGGUGUUCUCUAUGGGAGGCAGCAGCAGGUGCUGCUGUCUUAAGCGGCAAAGACGAUCGCUUAGGAGACAAUGUUGGCAACUCUCUAAAGCGUUUUGCUGCUAGAAUGAAGAGC